Molecule: messenger RNA, 324 nt
Organism: Dictyostelium discoideum AX4
Lineage: Eukaryota; Evosea; Eumycetozoa; Dictyosteliales; Dictyosteliaceae
Exons: 4
Coding region: 1-324 (107 amino acids)
Source: RefSeq, a predicted model, not a curated record
AUGAAAUUGGGUUCUCUGAAUAACAGUCCAGUUACUCAUCUCGAGCCAUCUUAUAUAAAAAAAACUACAACUGUAAAAUACAAUAGUAAUAAAGUAAUUAUAUUAAUUAAAUAUGUAAUAAAUCCUAAAAUAGAAAAAAAAAUAACAAUUUUGAUAGGACAAUUAGAAACCAAAUGGAGUCAAAUCGAGUUUGCAGAAUUUUCAAAAAUUAUUAUUCAGCCACAUUUUCUUAAAAAAAAUAAAAAAAACAAUAAAAACUAUAAAAAAAAAAUUAUUUAUCAAAAAAUUAGUCUUGUGGUGGUUUAUUUUUCAAUGACACCUUAG